This is a messenger RNA of Lodderomyces orthopsilosis Co 90-125, 3006 nucleotides long. RefSeq names its product Ppr1p (gene PPR1). Gene Ontology annotation, biological process: positive regulation of transcription by RNA polymerase II; DNA-templated transcription. Lineage: Eukaryota; Fungi; Ascomycota; Pichiomycetes; Serinales; Debaryomycetaceae. Bases 1 to 3006 code for a protein of 1001 amino acids. The transcript has a single exon. The record is from RefSeq and is a predicted model, not a curated record. Gene Ontology annotation, molecular function: zinc ion binding; DNA-binding transcription factor activity, RNA polymerase II-specific; sequence-specific DNA binding.
AUGCCACCACCUUCAACCAAGAAACAGAAAACAACAACAACAGCAUCAUCUGAAUCGUUAACAUCUGAAUCAUCACUACUGCGACCUACAACCACGACGUCCCUCAAUUCAGAUACUCCCACACCUCUAACAGCUACAGUAGCUAAAUCAGCUACUAAAUCCUCCACAGUUAAAAUAUCCCGAGCAAUAUCAGCAUGUAAACGAUGUCGAACCAAGAAAAUCAAAUGUGAUCAGAAAUUUCCUCAAUGUGGUAAAUGUGCUCAACAUAAUGUCGAAUGUAUGGGAUUAGAUCCAGUUACCGGAAGAGAGAUACCGAGGAGUUAUAUUGUUCAUUUGGAAGAACGGGUUAAGUUGUUGGAACAGAAGUUGGUUGAAUUGGGUGCAAGUGCAGGUGCGGAUGCGGGUGCGGGUGCGGGUGCGGAUAUAAGUGCGGAUGGGAAUACCAAUGGGGAGGGGGAAGCGAUUGAAAAAGAUGAGAGUGAAAGUGCCACUGGUGGUGGAGAAGAGGUGGGUGAUGGUAGUGGUGAGGCUAGAUCGCAAGUGGUGGAAACAGAUAAGGAUACAUUUAAUCAAUUGCCGGAAGGAGGAAAAUUGAGUCGACAAGGGACUAAUAAAAUUAGUUUUCUGAAGUUAAUGUCUACUGCGGUACGAGUACAGAAACGACAUGAAAGGAGUGCUGAUGACGAGACUAUAGCACAAUCAACAACAGGAGCGAAAGAUGAGGAAAGUGGAGAUACAGGAAACAUGCAUGACGAAGAAAUAAAAUUAGCAGCAGUACUACCGCCCAAAUCGACAGCUUUACAAUUUUGUCAAAUUUUCUUCCAUCACUGUAAUGCUCAAUUUCCCAUUAUGCAUCGAGAAGAAUUUAUUCGUGAUUAUUUCAUACCCAUUUAUGGAUCUGUUGAACUGAAUCGUUUUCAAUUUGCCAGUAAUGAUGGAUCUAUAAAUGAUUCAUUUUGGAAAGAUACAAGCAAAGAUGAAGGUGGAUACUGGUUUGAUGAGUACAAGUUGCAAUUUCAACGUUUGCUUGCUAAAGAAAGUGAAGAGAACACCAAUAGUAACAAUAUCGAUAUAAGAGCAAUAUCUAAUCGGAUUAUCCCACCACGACGGUUCCAUAUCCCGUUAUUUUUCCUAAAUAUGGUAUUUGCCAUUGCUUCUUCAGUUCAUCAUUUGAAAUACCCAUCACAGAUUUCCGAAUCGUUUCGAUUAGCAGCUAUGAAAUAUUACAACGAAGUCAAACGUAACAUCGAUCAAUUGAUGGCAUUACAAGGGAUACUACUCUAUACAUUUUACUCCAUUAUGCGACCAACUAACCCCGGAGUAUGGUAUAUUAUGGGAGAAGCAUUAAGAGUAUGUGUUGAUUUGGAUUUACAAAAUGAACUCAAGACGAAAUCGAGACAAAAUAUGAACAUCGAUGGAUAUACACGAGAUAAAAGAAGACGUAUAUUCUGGUGUACUUAUUCCAUUGAUCGACAAAUUUGUUUUUAUUUGGAUCGACCAUUUGGUAUCCCUGAUGAAAGUAUAAAUACUCCAUUGCCUAGUAUAUGGGAUGACCUGAAAAUUGUACCUAACGAUUCAAUCAUGGAUUAUACUAAAUUGAGUAAUAAUGAAGACUCAAUUUCUGAUGUGAUUAGUUACAAGACGGUAUCGCUAGCAUUUGUUACAAUACGGAAAUUACAAAGUGAAGUAACUAAAAUCCUAUAUACUGGCAGCGAGAUACCUCGAAAAUACACUGAUUUAUCGCAUUGGAAAAUUGACAUCUUAUCAAGAUUGACCCAUUGGUAUCAAAAUCUACCUUCCCCUAAACAAAUGAAUUGUAAUUUCAACCCGAUUUUUUUCCAUUUGAAUUAUCAUCAUACAUUAUUAUACGUUCAUGGAUUAGGUCCUAGGAACUACAAUUUAACCAUGGAUGAUAUUAGACAAGUAUCCAUAUCAGCCAAAGAAGUAAUCAAUUGUUAUACACAAUUGUAUUUAACUAAAUCGAUAAACUAUACUUGGGCAGCAGUGCAUAAUUUAUUUAUGGCUGGGACAUCAUAUUUAUAUUCGUUGUAUAAUUCAGAUGAGAUUCGAGUCAUGAAUCCGAUCAAUACCGUGAUGUUGAGCUGUUCCAAUUGUUUGAAAAUCUUGUCUAGUUUGAUUGAUAAAUGCGAUGCAGCUCAAUACUGUUGUGAAAUUUUCCAUAAUUUGACUUUGGUUAUUGUUAAAUUGAAAUAUCCUAACGAGCUGGUUAAUCAGUUCUUACCGGGAGGUGGUAACAAGAGGCAAGGUGAGGCUGGGGAAAACGGGGAAAAUGGUGCUACUGUUGACAUGAGUGAUGCUUCUAAUGACGGCGCAGGUGACAAGAGUGAAGCGAAAGUAAGUCGUGAAUCCUUGUAUCGCAUCAACAAUGGGAAUGUUCAUUCCAACUUGUUUCAUUUGGUCAAUGAAUUGGAUCAUUUGAAUCCAUUGACUAAAGGAUCACCAAAUAGUGUUGACGCACAUGACAAUCCCCAAAAUACCUAUGGUGUGCAACAUCAACAACAGCUGCAGAAUCAAGAACACGCCUAUUCCCAACAACAGCACGAACAAUCACUGCAUCCGCAUUAUGGACAGGGUUUGCCACAUGAACAACCAGACAACACCAACCAUGUAGGAGAAACAAUCACACAGAACGUGGUGAUAUCACCCGAAUUCACGCAUGGUUUUAAUUACCCUGCCGAUUGGAACGACGAAGAACUAGAUUUUUUCUUUAAGGAAUUAAACCACAACAACCAUGUCGUUGGUACAACAACAGGAACAUUUCUGGACAAAUCGACACCACCAGCUACACACAUUACUGCUGCUGUUGCUGCUACUCCUGGUCAUCCAUUUGCUCCUCCUCCUCCUCCAUCUUUCACUUCUCAAUUCUCUCCACAUUCGGGUACAACGACUGGGACUACUAAUAUGCGUGAAGGAAAACGGAUUUUUGAUUUGAUGCAUAAUGCACCCACUGAAAGAAUAUGGGAGGAGUUUUUCACGUCAAAGUGA